CUGUGGGAGAUUUCACAAGCUAGCAUGCGAGCUAGCAGACGGCGCUAACCUAGCUAGCCGGGAGAGGAGCGUUGUGUAAACUUCGCCCGGGCUGCCCGCCGCCGCUGCCGCCGCCGCUACUUGGACUAGUUGCCUCGCUAGCCGCCCCGACCCGCAUGCCCUGUUCUUUUCGGCGUUUAUGCUUCCGAUGGGCGUUUGUUAUCACGUAGCGGACACGGUCGCCUCGCCGCCUGGGGCUGACGCCUGGAUGCGCACAGUGUUGUUUUCGUGGCUUGCGCCGUCGCGUUAUUGAUCUCGGGAGAGCCGCUGGCGAGCUAACGCUAGCCAGACCGCUAGCCGCCUCUCUCCGUGGCGACUCCGCUUUGUGGGAACAGGCCAUGUACGAGAGAGGCGUUCGUCGCUCGAGCGAGUGAUGAGGAGGCUGGCUUGAUGGCAGCUUAUCACUUAUUGGGAAACGGGAAUUGGGUGCAGCUAAACACACGAAAGAUCGAGGUCGGUUUGAGCCGUGUGCGUGUAACACGCUUGGUUUGAUCCCGUUUUCUUUCUUUUUCUGGACGAUGCAUCGGAUCCCCCGACCCUUACCGAAGUAAGGAUUGUAGACGCGCAAGCGGAAAAGCCACAGGAUUUGCCCCCCGUUGCUGAUAAAGUUCUCAACAACAAAGCGAGAGUAGAUUCGGGACUUUGGUAGAAAGGCGAAAUACCAUGUCUACUGCGAAAGAAAACCCCUGUAGGAAGUUUCAGGCGAAUAUUUUUAACAAGAGUAAAUGUCAGAACUGCUUCAAACCACGGGAGCUGCAUCUUCUGACGGACCAAGAUUUGACCCAGGCUAAACCUAUUUAUGGUGGAUGGCUGUGCCUGGCCCCGGAGGGAACUGAUUUUGACAAUCCUAUGCAGAGAUCCCGAAAAUGGCAACGGCGAUUCUUCGUGCUCUACGAACACGGCUGCCUGCGCUUUGCCCUGGACGAGUCGCCAAGCACGCUGCCUCAGGGUACGGUGAACAUGAACCUGUGUACAGACGUCAUCGACGCUGAGCCCAGGACGGGCCAGAAGAAUGCCCUGUGCAUCAUCACGCCUGAUCAGGAGUACUACAUCAGAGGAGAGAAUAAAGAGAUUAUCAAUGGGUGGAGCGAGCAGCUGGUUGUGUACCCCAGGACCAACAAGCAGAAUCAGAAGAAGAAACGCAAGGUGGAGCCCACAACUUCUCAGGAGCCUGGUCCAGCCAAGGUAGCGGUAACGGGCUCGGGUAUUCCCGAGUCAGAGAAAGUGCCAGACUCCAGCUCCAUCAUCUGGCAAGAGGAGCUGAGCCAAAGGGAAGCCGAAGGAGCCACUGUGUGGUCGGCUGCUGACCUGCCCCCCUUGGGGUCACCACUGCCCCCCGCAGGUGACUGCGCCUCUGUAGGUCAAGGCUCUGACACGGGCUCUCUGAACGGCGAUGAGGUGGACCGGGGUAGCCUGCCGCUCCACGGCACAGCACCCCACCAAGCUAAUGACCUCCUCUCCCCCACGGGCUCCUGCUCCAGCCUGGGCGGCAUCCCGCGCUGCCUCUCGCCAGCACCCAGCGACCCGUUCCCCUCCGGUAGCUCCCUGCUCUCCAAUGGCUCCCACAUCAGCGGCUCGGUUAGCUCUCUGGACUCUGAUGCUAGCGGCAGCACGGUGACUAGCACCGACAGCCACCAGCCAACUCACAGGGGGGGCUACUCCCACAGUCACCACGACACACCCCGCUCCCGACGCCUGGAGGCCGAGGCCCGGAAGGCAGAGAAGAGAAGCAGGUUGAGGAGCCCCGACAGGCAGGACAGGGAAGCUGUCCUCAGUCCUGAGAGGAGCCGCUCCGGUGUGAUUGAGAAGUUGGAGGCCCUGGAGCUAGAGAACGCGGAGAGGAUGGAGGUGGAGGAGGCUGGAAGGAGCGGAGCCAGACAGGGCCGCAGUGAGCACCGACGCUUCCAAAGAGAGGAGCAGAGGCAUGACCUGGGUCAGGGCCUGGACUUUACCUCCACCUUACCCCCACUGAGGAGAGCCAAGUCCCUGGACCGACGGACCACCGAGUCGGUCAUGACACCGGAUCUGCUGAACUUCAAGAAGGGUUGGAUGGUGAAACUGGAUGAGCAAGGACAGUGGAAGAAAUAUUGGUUUGUGCUAACAGACCACAGCCUCCGAUAUUAUAAGGACUCCAUUGCCGAAGAGGCUUCUGACCUGGAUGGCGAGAUUGACCUGUCUGCUUGCUACAAUGUGACUGAAUACCAGGCUCAACGCAACUAUGGUUUCCAAAUACAUACCGGAGAGGGAGUUUACACUCUGUCGGCCAUGACAGCAGGUAUACGAAGGAACUGGAUCCAGGCAGUCAUGAAGAAUGUCAGACCAUCCACUGCUCCUGAUGUGGCAAGCUCAACUGAAGACCACGGUUCCUUUUCUCCGCUGGAGGGUCUGGUUAGACCAGAUGUGACCCAGGACUCUCCCUCCUCAGAGGCCUCAUCUGUAGAACGAGAUUCUGCUCCGGGCCUCAAGAAGAGCCGGGCCCGUGAGCGCAGAAGAGAAGGACGCUCUAAGACCUUUGACUGGGCAGAGUUCCGACCCAUAGCCCAGGCCCUGGCACAGCAACGAGCCCAGGAAGCUGAGGGCCUGCAGGCAGACCUUGGAGACCUGGAACGUAGUCGAAGAAGGGAGGAGCGGCGGAGGAGAUACGAGUCUGUUACAAGCUCAUCGUUGGAGCCUUCAACCACUGGUGAUGGAGGGAGAAUGGCUUUUGAGAGUGGAGAGGGAGAAGGGCACACAGGGCCUCUCCCUGGAAAUCUCAUAACGUUGGAGAAGCAGCAGAUGAUGGAGGAAGUUAUUGAACAGCACUGGCAACAGGUAGAGAAGACACCCAUACGUGACGAGAGGAGGGUGCCCCUGCCAUCCUCAAUGCACACCAGAGAAACGGCAGAGUUGGAGAAACUAUUGGAGAGUUACAAGAAAGGGGUAGAAGACCUGAAGGCACAAUUGGAGAGCUGUCAUCAGCAGCUCGUCGACUCCAACAGGCACAAGCAGGAGUUAGAGCUACAGCUGAGAACAGCUCUAGAGAGAGAGCAGGACAUCCGCACGGGUUACAUCUCCCCGCUGGAGCACCCUUUGGGUCUGGAGGCUCAUCUGAUGCCCCAGGCGAAGAGGCCAGAGCUGGUUAGUUCUCAAGCACAGAACUUAACAAAGAAGUACCUGGAGACCAAAGAGCUCCUGCAGCUACAAGAGCUGAAAAAGCGCAAUAUGCAGGCACAGCUUGGCCUCUCACUUUCUCACCUCUCCAUCAAGGAACCUCACCUUUCUGAACCCCCAAAAUCAUCCCCCCUGGAAAGCCCUCCCCCAGAACUUGUACAAAAAACAGUUAGCUUCUUCCUCCAGGAUAGUGCAGAAAGGAUUCAAGAAUUAGAAGACUUGGUAACUGUUAAACCUCUGACCCUUAAUGGGCUGAUGACAUUGCUGCAGUCGCACAGCUGUCAGAGGUUAACUGAACAAAGUCGUUUUCAAAAGCUCUUGGAGACCUGGAAAUGCCAACAGGAGUUAGAAAAUGAAACCAUUAAAAAGAGUUUAGCCAGAGCAGGGGAAUGCAUUCGCGACUACGAAGCCCGUCUCUUAACAAUGGAGGAUAUGGUCGGAAAGGUUCCGAUGCAUAAGGUUGAUAGCUUUAAAAGCCCCUGUAUAUUUCUCUCAAAAACUGAAGAUCACUCAGAACCAAACGAGAUCACCAUUGGAACCCUCUCUCAGAGAAUUGAGCUGUUAACUAGUGAAAAUGGGGCACUAAACCAACGAUAUCAGGAAAUAGUUAACCAACUCACCGAGGCCGACAGAGAGAUAGAUAGGCUGAAAAAUGAACUAAUCAACCUGCAGAGUGGCAAGCAGCACCUUCUCCUAGUUGAGGAGCUGAACAGAGUAAAGGCUGUAAUGGCUGAGAACCAGGCAAAUGCCAUAGACAGAGAGUACUAUGAGAUGGAGCUGAAUGAGAAGUCUCUGAGGCUUCACGAAGCCUUGGUGAUGUUGGAGGAGCUUGGAAACACCUUGAAGGACACAGAGAAGAAACUGCAGCUCAAAGAGGCCACACUGAAAGGUCUAGGAUUCCAGGUGGAGACUUAUGAUGAUGAUUCUCAACUGGAGAAAGACCAACUGAAACAGCGACUUGAAGCUUCAGAGGCAAAGUUGUUAGAGAGAGAGAAAACCCUCCAGUCCACAGAGCAACGCUGUAUGAAACUGGAAGAACAGAACUGUGUACUGCUCAGGCAAAACCAGGAAGCUGAGAAGAUCAGUAGACAGAAGUUAGAAGAGGCAGAAACCAAAAUAAGAAUGUUACAAGAGAAGUUAGAAGUAGAGAUGAAGAUAGGUAGGGAAGAAAAGACAGUGCAUGUUAGUGAAGGGGUGAUUGAGACAGGUGAGAAGCAGGUUUCCAAUGAUGGAGUGUUUGAGCAAGUAGUAGACAAGAUUGAGAUGAAGUCUAAGGCAGUUAAUCAGGUAUUAAAGAUAUUAGCAAAGGUAGAUGUGAAUGUAGAGAAAAUUCAAAGCGAUUUAAAAAGCACUUUACUUCUCUCUGGUUUCAAUGGCUCAUCUAAACAGGAGCCACUCACUGGGAGUCAGAAAGAGAUGGAGAGGUUUGUGUUGGAGGGCGAAUUCUGGAGCCAGCUGAUGAAUUCUAGUGAGAGUACUACUCCAGAUGAAAAUAAUGAAGAAAAAGCACUGAGUUUUGAAAGUCGUGUGGCAAAACAAGUGUUAGCAGAGAAAAACCUGAUGCUUUUGAUUCAAAGGAUUUGUCCACAAGCAGAAAAAAGGGUUGAUAGCGAGAUGGCAGUGACAGACUUCUUGAAUUUGUAUUGCUGGCUUGAUGAUGAAACUAAUACUCACACUUUGAAAGCCUUGGCAGAGACAUUGGAGGCAAAGGCAUAUUUUUUGAAGCAAAUUGUCUCUACCUUGAAGCUGUCAAAAGAUGACAAGCUCCUGUCCUUGGCUGUAGCAAGCUUUGAGUCUGGCAGUACUCAAAAACAAUUUUCUGAAUAUCUGCUUAAUGCCCUUAAAGAAGCUUACAUGUCAUAUGUCAUCAUUAGGCUCAAGCUGCAACAUGAAAAAGAGCUAAUGCAGAAGCAAGCAGAAAUUCAGACGGGCAACUUGGACUGUGUGAACUGCCCAAAAUUAAAAGAACUCAACAGGGGUCUCAAGUCCAAGCUAACAGAUCUUCAGAAUCGGUUAUCCGAAGCAAGAAAUGACACAGGGCCACCAACCCACAUUCAUAUCGAGGGAGAACCUAUGGAUUCACUGGAUAAAGCCAUUGACUUUCAAGACCUGAUAGCCAGGCACAAGAAGGAGCUGCAGGAGGUCAAAGACGUCUAUGAGCAGGAAGCUGAAAAACUGAGGCAGGAAGUUGCCAAAGCCAGUGAGAUGCUGCGUCUCUGCUCAGAGGAAAACGUCAAAGAGAUUGACUCGUUGACCAUCUGCAUGGAAAACCUGAAGAAGAAACACGAGACAGAGAGCAAUCUCCUCACUGAGAGGUUUCACAGGGAGAUAGAGGAGCUGAGGAGUGUCAUGACACCAUUAAACACUGAGAGAGACUCUGCAGAUGGGGCCGAGGAUCAACCGGCGCCGCCCACCUCGACUCCAACAUCGAACCUUAAGGAGCGCAUCCGAGAGCUGGUGACCCAAGUCUCAGUCAUGGCCGAAGAGAUGAGGCGGCGUGAGCAACAGGGUGAUGUAACGGCUCUGCGGCUGAAAUAUGAGAAAGACCUGGAGAACCUGAAGGCUACUUGCGAGCGAGGCUUUGCCGCCAUGGAGGAGUCCCACCAAAAGGUAAUAGACGAACUACAGCGAAAGCACCAGAGAGAGCUGGAGAACCUUCAAGAGGAGAAGGAAAGGCUGCUUGCAGAGGAGACGGCAGCCACCAUAGCUGCGAUAGAAGCGAUGAAAAAUGCCCACCGGUCGGAGCUGGAGAAGGAGCUGGACAAGGCUCGCAAGGCCAACAGCAACACGGAGAAUGCAGACAUAGAAGAGAUUCGCAGACAGCACGAGGAGGAGCUGUGUUCUUUCCAGCGGGAGAUCGAGGUGCUGUCAGAGCAGUAUUCCCAGAAGUGCCUGGAGAACGCCCACCUGGCCCAGGCGCUGGAGGCCGAGAGGCAGGCCCUCAGGCAGUGUCAGCGAGAGAACCAGGAACUUAACGCACACAAUCAGGAACUAAAUAACCGUCUUGCGGCAGAGAUCACCAAGAUGCGCUCCAUGACCAGUGAGGAUGGCAGUGGAGACACAAGUGCCACAAUACAGGGCAAAGAACUCUACGAGUUAGAGGUGAUGCUGAGGGUGAAGGAAUCCGAGGUCCAGUACUUAAAGCAGGAAAUCAACUCCUUGAAAGAUGAACUCCAGGCUGCCCAGAGAGAUAAGAAGUAUGCAACAGACAAAUACAAGGACAUCUACAAGGAACUAAGCAUUGUCCGAGCCAAAGCAGAGCGGGAUCUGGGGCGGCUCAGAGACCAGUUACAGCUGGCUCACGAGGCACUGGGGGAGCCCUCGCCAGAGGAGGUGGAGCGAGGAGGAUACGAUAUCAUGAAGUCCAAAAGCAACCCCGACAUCCUUAAAAUGGCAGCUGCUGCAGCUAAACGCUCGGAGCGCACCAUGAGGUCAAAGUCUGUGAGUCGUGACAUGCCCUGGGACAGUUAGGGCUGCUGAGGACGUGUAGGCCAUCUACCCCUCUCCUUUAGAGUCUGAAGGAGGGGCUGACGGCUGAGCAGCGACUCCAUCUGUUUGAAAACAAGGACACUAAGGAGUUCUGACAGUGAUAUGUCAUUUUGACUUUUUUUUUUGCUGCAUGUUUAGAGGCCCACUAUAUUUUAGCUCUGUAAAAUUACUUAUUUAGGAACACUACACACUGGUCACAAAACACAUAAGUGGUAUAUUAUUAAAAAGAAUCAUGGUAUGAAGAUGAAUUUCAUGUCUAUAGAGUCUGCAUUCCAUGCACUUCAGUUACUGUGACUUUUUUUUUUGUCUUUGCCAUGUCUUACUGUAAAUAAUCUGUAAUGUUUUAAUCAGGCGUCUACCAUGCAUACACUAAAAACCGUGACCGUGUAAGCUACUGUUUUAACUCCGCAGGCUUGUGCCGCCCGCCAGCCGAAGGAGGACGUGCGAUAUUAAAACGGCUAAAACACAACAACCGAUGAUUGAGCGAUGCCGACGUAACCGAUCAUAGGACGUUUGACCCCCUCGAGCCUGCACAUUAAGCUAGGUGAUGUAUACAUGUAUUGAAGCCCGCCCCCCCCCCCCUCGCACGACCAUCAACCACCCCCUUGUCGCCAUCAUUCCAGCACGGAUGGAAGUCUUGCACAAUAAACAAGCUAUGGAACAAAAAAGAUGUCCACCUGCAUAAAUAAAUAAGCCUACUUAUCUGCCAUGUUGGAUGUUGCUUCAAUGCCUGACUUGUUGGCUUCUUAACCGUGAUUAACAUCAUAGAUGUUGUUGUUUUUUUUUUGUUUUUUUUGACAUCCUUGGAUCGAUACCCAGGGAAAGGCAACUGUCGAAUGCAUAUGAAUGGGAUUCAGUGAAGAGAAUAAUAAACAUAUUGCGCUGCGAUCAUCGCUACAGCUGUAUAGGCGUGUGUUGAGUUGGUCCUGUUUGUAGUCUUGUUCAAGUAGCGGUCCCAUUGUAUUUAUUUAAAUGUUUCUUUUUGGGGGGGUUUUUUUGUCUCACAUUCCCAUUUCUCUGUACUCUAUUAUUGUAAAUAUACAUCAAAUGUACACCGACUGACUACAGGUUUAUUAGCAAUAAAUAUUUUUGCACCCUGA
This is a messenger RNA of Lampris incognitus (smalleye Pacific opah), 7778 nucleotides long. RefSeq names its product myosin phosphatase Rho interacting protein (gene mpripb). The transcript is spliced from 25 exons. Gene Ontology annotation, biological process: actin filament organization. The record is from RefSeq and is a predicted model, not a curated record. The coding region runs from base 703 to 6660 and encodes 1985 amino acids. Gene Ontology annotation, cellular component: actin cytoskeleton. NCBI's taxonomy places the organism in Eukaryota, Metazoa, Chordata, Actinopteri, Lampriformes, Lampridae. Gene Ontology annotation, molecular function: actin filament binding.